This is a messenger RNA of Arabidopsis thaliana (thale cress), 3051 nucleotides long. RefSeq names its product Calmodulin-binding transcription activator protein with CG-1 and Ankyrin domain. Lineage: Eukaryota; Viridiplantae; Streptophyta; Magnoliopsida; Brassicales; Brassicaceae. Gene Ontology annotation, cellular component: nucleus. The coding region runs from base 1 to 3051 and encodes 1016 amino acids. Gene Ontology annotation, biological process: regulation of DNA-templated transcription. The record is from RefSeq and is marked reviewed. The transcript is spliced from 13 exons. Gene Ontology annotation, molecular function: DNA binding.
AUGAGUAGCGUCGCAGAGGAUAAUUCCUUUACCUGUGACAUAGCAACCAUCUUCGUGGCUAUCUGUCGGAACCCUCCUGCUAAUCCUUCAGAUUCUUUAUUUCAAUAUGAAAUUAGUACUCUGUAUCAAGAAGCUCAUAGCCGUUGGUUGAAACCUCCUGAGGUACUCUUCAUAUUGCAGAAUCAUGAAAGCUUGACGCUUACUAAUACAGCUCCUCAAAGACCUACAAGUGGGUCUUUGUUGCUUUUCAAUAAAAGGGUUCUUAAAUUCUUUCGUAAAGAUGGUCAUCAAUGGCGGAGAAAAAGAGAUGGUAGAGCUAUUGCUGAAGCACAUGAACGACUUAAGGUGGGUAACGCUGAGGCAUUGAAUUGUUAUUAUGCUCAUGGAGAGCAAGACCCUACUUUUCGGAGGCGUAUCUACUGGAUGUUAGAUCCGGAAUACGAGCAUAUUGUCCUUGUUCAUUACAGGGAUGUAAGCGAACGAGAAGAGGGACAACAAACUGGUGGACAAGUUUAUCAGUUUGCACCAAUUCUUUCCACUCAAAAUGUAAGCUACAAUCAGUACAUUGGUGAUUCUUCGGACAUAUAUCAGCAGUCUUCUACUUCGCCGGGCGUUGCAGAGGUUAACUCUAACUUGGAAGGCAGUGCAAGUUCUUCUGAGUUUGGACAGGCUUUAAAGAUGCUUAAGGAACAACUGAGUAUCGGAGAUGAACAUGUUAAUUCUGUUGAUCCACACUACAUUCAACCAGAAAGUCUUGAUAGUCUCCAGUUUUUAGAGUACAGUGACAUAGAUCACCUUGCUCAACCAACAACUGUAUAUCAGAGACCAGAGAAUAACAAACUAGAGAGAUGUUAUGGAGGCAAUUUUGGAGCCCAAUACAGUGCCAAGAAUGAUUCUAACAAACUAGAGAGAUGCUAUGGAGGGUAUGUUGGUGGAGCCGAAUACCAUUCUAGCAAUCUCAUGCUCGUAAAGAAUGGUUCAGGACCUUCAGGUGGUACAGGAGGGAGUGGAGAUCAAGGGUCUGAAUCUUGGAAAGAUGUGUUGGAGGCAUGUGAGGCUUCUAUACCUCUUAACUCUGAGGGAAGCACACCAAGUUCUGCAAAAGGAUUGCUAGCUGGAUUGCAGGAAGACUCAAAUUGGAGUUACAGCAAUCAGGUUGACCAAUCUACAUUUUUGUUGCCUCAAGAUCUUGGUUCUUUCCAACUUCCUGCUUCUUAUUCUGCACUGGUAGCUCCUGAGAAUAAUGGUGAAUACUGUGGAAUGAUGGAGGACGGAAUGAAAAUCGGUCUGCCUUUCGAGCAAGAAAUGAGAGUUACAGGUGCUCAUAAUCAAAAGUUUACUAUCCAGGACAUAUCACCAGACUGGGGUUACGCGAAUGAAACUACAAAGGUGAUAAUCAUUGGAUCAUUUCUCUGUGAUCCAACAGAAUCUACAUGGUCUUGCAUGUUUGGGAAUGCUCAAGUUCCUUUUGAGAUCAUUAAAGAAGGUGUUAUACGGUGUGAAGCCCCUCAAUGUGGUCCUGGAAAAGUCAAUUUAUGCAUUACUUCUGGAGAUGGACUCUUGUGUAGUGAAAUAAGGGAAUUUGAGUAUCGUGAGAAGCCUGACACAUGUUGCCCUAAAUGCAGUGAGCCACAGACCUCUGAUAUGUCCACAAGUCCAAAUGAGCUUAUAUUACUUGUAAGGUUUGUGCAAACACUUCUAUCAGACCGAUCGUCGGAAAGAAAAAGUAACUUAGAGUCUGGCAAUGAUAAGCUGUUGACGAAACUGAAAGCUGAUGAUGAUCAAUGGAGACAUGUCAUAGGAACGAUCAUAGAUGGCAGUGCAUCAUCAACAAGUACAGUUGAUUGGCUUCUACAGGAACUGCUUAAAGACAAGCUGGAUACAUGGCUGUCUUCAAGAUCAUGUGAUGAAGAUUACAUAACGUGUUCUUUGUCAAAGCAGGAACAAGGUAUUAUCCAUAUGGUUGCAGGCCUUGGCUUCGAGUGGGCAUUUUAUCCAAUCCUUGCUCAUGGAGUCAAUGUAGAUUUUCGUGAUAUUAAGGGAUGGAGCGCUCUUCAUUGGGCUGCACAAUUUGGAAGUGAAAAAAUGGUGGCUGCCCUUAUAGCUUCAGGGGCAUCGGCUGGAGCAGUGACUGAUCCAAGUCGGCAAGAUCCAAAUGGCAAAACUGCAGCUUCAAUAGCUGCCUCUAAUGGCCACAAGGGUCUUGCAGGUUAUCUGUCAGAGGUGGCGUUAACAAACCAUCUCUCAUCGCUCACACUUGAAGAAACCGAGAAUUCAAAAGACACUGCUCAAGUGCAAACUGAGAAAACUUUGAAUUCCAUCUCAGAACAAAGUCCUUCCGGUAACGAGGAUCAAGUGUCAUUGAAAGACACACUGGCUGCAGUACGAAAUGCAGCUCAAGCAGCUGCAAGAAUCCAAGCAGCUUUUCGCGCACAUUCAUUCAGAAAGCGAAAACAAAGAGAAGCAGCUUUGGUUGCUUGCUUACAAGAGUAUGGGAUGUAUUGUGAAGAUAUAGAAGGGAUCUCGGCCAUGUCAAAGCUAACGUUUGGAAAGGGCAGGAACUACAAUUCAGCAGCUUUAUCUAUUCAGAAGAAUUUUCGUGGCUAUAAAGAUCGUAAAUGUUUUCUAGAGCUUCGCCAGAAAGUUGUAAAGAUUCAGGCUCAUGUGCGAGGUUACCAAAUAAGGAAAAAUUACAAAGUAAUCUGUUGGGCAGUAAGAAUUUUAGAUAAGGUUGUACUCAGGUGGAGAAGAAAAGGAGUUGGACUAAGAGGGUUCAGACAAGACGUAGAGAGUACAGAGGACAGUGAAGACGAAGACAUUCUCAAGGUGUUCCGCAAACAGAAAGUAGAUGUUGCAGUGAACGAGGCUUUCUCUCGUGUUCUAUCGAUGUCUAACUCUCCAGAGGCUCGCCAGCAAUACCACCGAGUGCUCAAGAGAUAUUGUCAGACAAAGGCUGAGCUUGGAAAAACAGAGACAUUAGUUGGAGAGGACGAUGAUGGGUUGUUCGACAUAGCUGAUAUGGAAUAUGACACUUUGUUUUCAUUGCCUUGA